Molecule: messenger RNA, 1218 nt
Organism: Gastrolobium bilobum
Lineage: Eukaryota; Viridiplantae; Streptophyta; Magnoliopsida; Fabales; Fabaceae
Product: F-box/kelch-repeat protein At3g23880-like
Exons: 1
Coding region: 1-1218 (405 amino acids)
Molecular function (GO): protein binding
Source: RefSeq, a predicted model, not a curated record
AUGUAUGAUUAUGUUCCUCAAGAUAUAUUGGAGAAAAUCCUCCAUCGCCUUCCGCCCAAAAGCAUUGGAAGGUGCAUGGCAGUGUGCAAAUCAUGGAACUUCUUGAUAAAAAAGUUGAUACUCUCAGCUCCUGAUAUAGUUGAGGAAAUCCUCCGUCGCCUUCCGCCUAGAAGCAUUUUAAACUGCAUGGCAGUGUGCAGAUCAUGGAACUUUUUGGUAAAAAAGCGCAUAUCCUCCAUUCCUCUCUUCCUUCUCCAGCACUCAGAUGAUCGCUAUUUUCUAUGCUCCCCAAAUAUCCAAUGCUCCUAUUUAUUGCUUCCUCAUGAUAGUAUAAAGAGUUUUGUAGGGGCUCUCAAUGGUGUCGUUUGCUUUACUUCCCACAAUAAUUUCAAAACCAGGAUCAGCCUCUUUAAUCCUCUGAGAGGUAGAGUGUUAAAGCUCCCAACCUCCCCAAUGAUGGAUGAUUACACUUACCUACAUUUGGGGUUUAGUUUUGAGUUUGGGUUUUGCUUUGAUUCCAAAAAGAAUGAUUUUAAGGUUAUAAGUAUUUGUUACUCUAACGACAUUAGGGUUCAUCCUGUGGUGGAGUUGUAUUCUGUCAACCAAGGUGCUUGGAGGGUCAUCAAUGCUUCUUCUUCACUCAUGCAACCAAGUAUCAAUCUUUCAGACCCUGAAUUGUAUUAUUACCGGAUUGUGCAUUGCGGGCAACAAGUAUUUUAUCAGGGGAAUGUGCAUUGGCUUGCCCGCAAGAAGAUACUCUAUCGAAACCAUGAACAACGACAACCAUCAAUAAUUUACUAUAUACUCAUCUUCAAUGUGGUGGAGGAGAAAUUCAACGAGAUGGUGCUUCCAGAUGUGUUGGCCAAUUUCUUAAGGAGGUUGGACAUUACUGUGAUCGAUGGUUGCCUCUCGCUUAUACAGUACCUUCCUGGUGGUAGCUGUUAUAUAUGGAUGAAGAGAGAGUCAUGGAGUAAUAUUCAGAGUGUUUAUUUAUCAGAGGGAAAGAUUGAACAACUAUUGGGACAGAACAAAAGCUCUGAAGUUUUAGUGCUUCCACAUUCUUCAUGGCCUGGAGAAACAGUGUCAUUGCAUUCCUAUGAUCUCAAGAGUCAAAGGAUGAGAGACCUUGGGGUCGAAAGUACAUUCAUACGUUUAUGUGCUUCUGACUUGACAUACAACUUGAGUUUUCUGGACAAAAAAAGCAAUGGCGAGGGUUAG